AUGUCAGGCAAGACGUCAGGCUCCGAUGCAAAAGGGCGAGACCACCACGACGGCAGCGCAGGCCGCGCCUUCACCGUCGAGCAAAAAGCCGCAGUAAUACGAAUCAAGCAGUGCGCACCGACGGCCUACUAUAAGAUUCUGGGACUUGAAGAAGUAAAAGCCACGUGCUCGGACUCUGAUAUCAAGAAGGCGUACCGCAAACUCUCGCUGCUUACGCAUCCGGAUAAGAAUGGGUAUGAUGGCGCGGACGAUGCGUUCAAGUUAGUUAGCAAGGCGUUCCAGGUGCUCAGCGACCCGGAUAAGAAGAAGAAGUACGAUCAGUUUGGGUUGGAUCCUGAUGCGAGGUUUGACCCGCGGGCUGCGGCGGGGGCCAAUGGUGGUGGUGGGGGACCGAGUCCGUUUGGCAAUGGGUUUGCGAGGAGAGGAGGGGGUGGGUUUGGGGAUGAGGAGAUGACGCCUGAGGAGCUGUUUAGACAGUUCUUCGGUGGUGCGUUUGGGGGUCCUUUUGGCGGCAUGGAUACGGGUCCCGGUUUCGUCUUCAACCUCGGCGGCGGCCCCGGCCUCCGCCUUGACCAACCUCCUCCCACUCCUCUUCCUCUUUGUCCUCCCCCUCCUCUCCUCCUCCUCUCCGGCUCCUCCACAACCGCAGCCGGCCCUUCGCUCGUCUUCGAAACCCCCCGCACGCCAAACACGAUGAAGCGCGUCUCCUCGCGCAUAAAAAUAGACUACUUUGUCGACCCAAAGGACGUGCAGGAUUACACACCUAAGAAAUGGCGUAAACUCGACGAGGCGGCCGAGAACCAGUACGUCUCCAUUACCAACACGAGGUGUCAGACGGAAAAGUUUAAGCAGAGGAAAGCCAUGGAAGAUGCGCAGGGCUGGUUUAGCGUCGACACGGAGGCGAUGAAUAAGGCCAGGAAUAUGGAGUUGAAGAAUUGUAAUAAAUUGAGAAAGUUGGGAUUGGAGGUUUAUGGGCAGUGAUUAUGAUUAAUUGAUUAAAGUCUCUGGGGGUGGAUGAAUAGUUGUUUGUAUGAUUGGAAUGAUGGGGGUGUCGUGGUUUGGUGUACGUAUGGCUUUCUUUGCGCCGUUGUUGUCUUGCUGUCUUGGUGGGACAUCUGCGGCGGCUUCGUGCUGGGGAGGUUCCAGAUGCUCGCAUGGCGUAUACGGCGUUUUCGAUAACGAAGGGUCGAGCAGAUAAUGUUGUUUUCUUGUGCUCCCUGUUGUUCUCUUCUUAUAGAUAGAUAUAUCCCAUCGAAGCCACGCACGCCGUCUACAAAGGCAUUUAUCCU
This is a messenger RNA of Pyrenophora tritici-repentis Pt-1C-BFP, 1289 nucleotides long. The record is from RefSeq and is a predicted model, not a curated record. NCBI's taxonomy places the organism in Eukaryota, Fungi, Ascomycota, Dothideomycetes, Pleosporales, Pleosporaceae.